CCGAUCAGUGGACUCACGAGCCGGACAAACCAAGCACACGUACACCACACCCGUCCCUCCUCCUCCCUGCUCCGAAAGAAAAAGAACAGAGACGAAUUCGCGAGCACGAAGAGCGGAGAUCCGAAUCGGCGCAGAAGAAAGGCCCCGCGAUCGCUUCGCCCGCACGAAAUUCCCCAGCGCGAUCGAUAUAAUCUUUAGGACAGAACCAGCCAGGACAUAGCAAAGGUGUAAGUAAUGGAAUCAACUCAUGCAUCUGAAGAAAGUAACUCAAAAGAGUCAUCGCCAAGAGAAAAUCUAGAAACUUUUGCAAAUUCACUAGCUCUGACUGAUACAUUGGAAGUCAGUAACAAUGGUGAUCAUGAAAAAACAAAUGCACACAAGGGAAAGUUUGUCCAAGCAGCCACACUGGAUAUCUCAAAUGGCCUGUCAGUCGCUACCGAUAGUUUGAAGUUAUCUUCACAGGUCUUGGAAAAUUCUCAUCCUCAUUUAACAGUGGACCACGUGCAAUCAAAUCCCCCUACAGCUACAGCUCCUGACAUGCUAUCAAAUUCAGGACCAACUGAGGCAUUCAAACACUCGAUGGAUGAUCAGGCAGAUCAGUCUUCUUCAGUACAUCCCGCCGAAGUGAAUCAUGUUACAGACAAGAUACGUUGUCAGACAAGGAUUGCUGUAAAACCAAAAGUGAGAGAAGAGUCCGAAACAAAACCUGAAAGUCCAUAUAAAGGCCUCAUUGACACUGCUGCACCUUUUGAGUCCGUGAAAGAAGCUGUUACCAAGUUUGGUGGAAUCAUUGAUUGGAAAGCUCACAAAGUUCAGAUGAUGGAGAGACGCAAGUUCAUACAACUUGAACUUGAAAAUGCCCAGAAAGAAAUUCCACAGUGCAAAGAAGAACUAGAAGCUGCUGAGAUUGCUAAAUCACGAGUACUUGAUGAACUAGAGAUUACUAAGAGAAUUAUAGAAGAGCUAAAGCAUGAUCUUGAGAAAGCACAGAUGGAAGAAGUUCAAGCAAAACAGGACUCUGAGCUUGCACAACUCAGGGCAAAAGAAAUUGAGCGGGGAGUAGCAGAUGAUCUUAGUGUAAUAGCCAGGACCCAAAUGGAAGUCGCAAAAGAAAGACACGAAAAAUCUGUUGCUGAACUUACAUCAGUAAAGGAAGAGCUGAAAACUUUACAUGAACAGCACGCAACCUUAGUUGAUGAAAGAGACAGAGCAAUAAGAAGAGCAGAAGAAGUUUUAUCUUCUGGAAAAGCUAUUGAGAAGAGAGUGGAGGGACUCACUUUAGAACUAAUUGCAUCUAAAGGAUCCCUGGAGUUGGCCCAUGCUGCCCAUCAUGAUGCCGAAGAACGUAGAAUAGGCGCAGCAUUGGCAAAAGAACAAGAUUGUCUUGCUUGGGAAAUAGAGUUGUCACAGGCACAAGAGGAGAUGCGACAACUGAACAAUGAGCUUCUGUCCAAAAAUGACGUGAAGCAAAAACUUGAUGCAAAUUUGCGCAAGCUGCAAAGUCUUAGGUCUGAGCUUGCUGCCUAUGUGGAGAAUAUACUGAGUAAAGAAGCUGAAGGAGUUGCCAAGGAGCAUGAGUUCGAAGAUGCUACACAAAUUAGCAGCUCGAUUAAGGAAACUCUGGCUUCAGCACAAAGAGAGCUCGAGGAAGUUAAAGGGAACAUAGAAAAUGCAAAAACUGAGGCGAAGGUGUUAAGAGUUGCUGCCACAACCCUCAGAUCUGAAUUGGAAAUCGCGAAAGCUUCACUUGUCUCGUUGCAGGACAGGGAAGGUAUGGCAUCUGUUGCAGUUUCUUCACUAGAAGCUGAGCUCAACAGAACGAAAAAGGCAAUAGAAUCUGUGAGGUCCAAGGAAGAAGAUGCUCAAGAGAGGAUGGUGGAUCUUCCUAAGAUGUUGCAGCAAGCAGCUGAGGAAGCCGAGGAGGCCAAGGUGGCAGCUCACUUGGCACAAGAGCAACUGAGGAAGAUCAAGGAAGAAACCGAGCAAAUCAAAGCAGCUGCAAUUACAGUAAGUACCAGGUCAUGUGCUGUUCUGAAAGAAAUAGAAGCAUCCAAAGCAUCUGAGAGGCUAGCACUUGCGGCAGUUCAAGCAUUGCAAGGAAGCAACGAGGCCAGCGAUGUUGAGGAUUUGACCAGAGGAGUGACACUUCCUGUAAGUGAGUAUUACGCAUUUAGCAAGAAGGCACACGAAGCGGAAGAGCUGGCAAAUGAGAAAGUGGCAGAAGCACUGGCACAGGUGGAGUCGGCGAAAGGGUCUGAAUCAGAGAGCCUAGAUAGGCUAAGCAAAACGUCGAAGGAGAUGGAUGAAAAGAAGCAAGCUCUUGAACUUGCAUUGGAAAGAGCUGAGAGGGCAAAUGAAGGGAAGCUAGCCGCCGAGCAACAGUUGAGGAAAUGGAGAGCUGACAAUGAGCAGCGCAGGAGAGCUCAGGAUGCCGCGAAACGUGCAGUUAAUCCUUUGAGCAGCCCACCUAGGAGGUUUGUUGAACAGAAGGCUCCUUACCAGAAAGAGCAGGAUUCGCAGUUACAUAUGUCAGGCAGUAGCUACGAGGACCUUGUUCCGAACCGCAAGCUAAGAAAGAAGAAAUCGUUCCUCCCUCGAAUGGGCUCGCUUUUGUCGAGAAAUACUCCGGCACAAACAUAAGAGAACAUGGUCAUGAGGCAUGAGCAAGAUGCUGUACAUUGCUGUAAUAAGUUGGUUUAAUUUGUCUUGUAAGUUGGUGUCUAGUGUCAGAUGUAAUUUUGUUGGUGUAACCUCAGGAGCACAUAUUGUAGUUUCUCUACAUCAUUUUUUGGGUAAUUAAGGAUAAAUUUUGCUAAGAAAAUGCAUGAAGCGUAGCAUUUUUCCUGUUCUGUUCUGUUUCUGCUGGAACAUGUGAGGCAAUUAAUCUAGCA
Brachypodium distachyon (stiff brome) is the source of this 2891-nucleotide messenger RNA. RefSeq names its product protein WEAK CHLOROPLAST MOVEMENT UNDER BLUE LIGHT 1. The transcript is spliced from 3 exons. NCBI's taxonomy places the organism in Eukaryota, Viridiplantae, Streptophyta, Magnoliopsida, Poales, Poaceae. The coding region runs from base 235 to 2640 and encodes 801 amino acids. The record is from RefSeq and is a predicted model, not a curated record.